Messenger RNA from Pyricularia oryzae 70-15, 895 nucleotides. Its product is annotated as D-tyrosyl-tRNA(Tyr) deacylase. Gene Ontology annotation, molecular function: D-tyrosyl-tRNA(Tyr) deacylase activity. Bases 284 to 775 code for a protein of 163 amino acids. The transcript has 5 exons. Gene Ontology annotation, biological process: tRNA metabolic process. The record is from RefSeq and is a predicted model, not a curated record. Lineage: Eukaryota; Fungi; Ascomycota; Sordariomycetes; Magnaporthales; Pyriculariaceae. Gene Ontology annotation, cellular component: cytoplasm.
CGAUCCGAUCCGAGUUGUAUUUUAACAACGCUCGCUUCUCCGGAACACGUAUGGCCUUGUCCUCAGCCAAACCAGUCAACCUUCACAGAUUUUAUGUGCUUGAAUACUGGGUCAAAAGAAAUCCGAGGCGUUUUACCGUGCUUUUUUGAAUCCUUUUCCAGUCUUUCCGGUGUGAAUUCUGCGGCUCGGGAAGGCUGAAACCCGCCGCCAUCGGAUUUCAAGAUUAUCACCCCUUUUCUCGUCACACAUUAGAGAAGCAACUAGACUAGUGUCAUCCAGCAAAAUGAAAGUCAUUCUUCAACGGGUGUUAUCUGCUUCCGUCACGGUGGACAAGACGAUAGUGUCUUCAAUUGGCAAAGGAAUCCUCGUCCUGGCGGCUGUGGCUCCUGGAGAUACGGAGAAGGAGUGCGAGAGCAUGGCGACCAAAAUCCUCAAGAUGAGACUCUGGGACGAUGACUCCGGCGGUAGAUGGAAACUAAACGUGAAAGACAUUAAUGGCGAGGUGCUCUGUGUAUCUCAAUUCACACUCCUUGCUUCAACUAAAAAGGGAACCAAGCCGGACUUCCACGGAGCCAUGGGAGGAGAUGAAGCCAAGGGGCUUUAUCAUUAUUUCCUCCAUCAGGUACAGGCCGGAUAUCAAGCAGACCGCGUGAAAGACGGUGUGUUCCAAGCCAUGAUGGAGGUGGCUUUGGUCAAUGACGGCCCCGUCACGCUGGAGAUGAACGUCCAGCCGCCAAAGCCUAAAGAAACCAUGAAUACAGCCGUGAGCAAAUAAUCACAUGGCAUGCCCCUUUUGGCUUAUAUCUAGACGUCGUCAAGUAUCUAUUUCUACUUCUAGGUCUAGUAAUAUUCUAAUCUAGUCUAGUCCACUUUAUAACUGAUUCUGCUUAUACCC